AUGCCUUCACACAUUCGGACAGAGAACCAUAUUCCUCCGGUAUUGGAGGCAUCUUCCGAAGCAAUUACCGACAACGGACUGGACCCAGACUCCGUUGAAAUUGUUACCCAAAACAUACAUUUCCCCACUGCGAAUAGCGUUCCCACAGAGCAUUUGUUACCAUCGCCAUCACCUGACACUACCGCGACAGAUUCUGGUUAUACCGAAGAUCUUCACCCAACCAGACAGAGUCUGGAGGCAAACGACAUUCGACGUCUAAGUUUCAUCUCAUUUGCUGAUGUUAUAAAUGCUGAAAUUGCGGAAACCGGGGAGUGCCCCCCUGGCAGCCACACUCUUCAAAGGGGCGCAGGUAGUCCAAAUCCAUCGGCUGCAGUGUUUCGCAACAUGUCUCCAUCACCUUUGUACUCGCCGGUGUCUUCCCAUGGAUUUGGAACUUCUCCACCGACGAGCAUUUCAGCGUCAUUCAAAGGCCUAGAGCUCUCCCCGAACAGGGUUGCGCAGGAUACCGAGAGUCCACAUCUUGCUAUUCAAAGACCAUUAUCCCCUAGUUUCAGUGGCGACUUGAACAUUGAAACUAUGGGUCAGGCUUUGAGGCGAUCGGGCAGCGGAGAUCUAGGCGCCUUCAUGGCAUCGGGGAACGAUGGUUGA
Molecule: messenger RNA, 648 nt
Organism: Aspergillus versicolor CBS 583.65
Lineage: Eukaryota; Fungi; Ascomycota; Eurotiomycetes; Eurotiales; Aspergillaceae
Exons: 1
Coding region: 1-648 (215 amino acids)
Source: RefSeq, a predicted model, not a curated record